Synchiropus splendidus (mandarinfish) is the source of this 4098-nucleotide messenger RNA. RefSeq names its product protein phosphatase 6, regulatory subunit 3 (gene ppp6r3). The transcript is spliced from 26 exons. The record is from RefSeq and is a predicted model, not a curated record. NCBI's taxonomy places the organism in Eukaryota, Metazoa, Chordata, Actinopteri, Syngnathiformes, Callionymidae. Gene Ontology annotation, molecular function: protein phosphatase regulator activity; protein phosphatase binding. Bases 307 to 3045 code for a protein of 912 amino acids. Gene Ontology annotation, cellular component: cytosol; nucleus.
GUUAACGGAACCGCCAUCUUGGAAAGUGCUCUCCUACAUAGUACGUUUCGCGCCUGUCAGAAUCAUCUUUUAAACAACGCUACAUUGUUUUGCUUCAUCUGUAAACAGGACUAAUGGAAAGAUAAGGCACAUGCUGGAGGCUGGACGUCUAACAGUGUCUAUCGGAUUGUGUUGUUUUUAAGUUCCCCGUUGGUCUGCCUGCCUUCACAGCUGGCUAGCCUGGAAUGGGCCAUAACUCCCAAAGACUAGUAUACACCUCUUUGUAACCUGAGCUCCACCUGGACUCCAAACUCUUUGGGAGCCAAGAUGUUUUGGAAAUUUGACCUCCAUACCACGUCUCACAUUGACACGCUACUGGAGAAGGAGGAUUUGACUUUGACGGAGGUAAUGGAUGAGGAUGAUGUCCUGCAAGAGUGCAAGUCCCAGAACCACAAACUUGUGGACUUCCUUUUGAGACCACAAUGCAUGGAAGACCUGGUCACCUUCAUCACACAGGAGCCCUGCACAGACGUGGACGAGAAGGUCAAAUACAAGUAUCCAAACAUAUCAUGCGAGCUACUUACAUCAGAUGUGAGUCAAAUUAAUGACCGACUAGGGGAAGACGAAAAGCUGCUGAUGAAACUAUACGGCUUCCUUCAGAAUGAGCCGCCUCUUAACCCACUGUUGGCUAGCUUCUUUUCCAAGGUGUUGUCCAUCCUGAUUGGACGCAAACCUGAGCAGAUUGUUGACUUUUUGCGGAAGCGGGAAGAUUUUGUAGAUUUGAUGAUUAAACACAUUGGGACGUCGGCCAUAAUGGACCUGCUGCUCAGAAUGCUCACAUGCAUUGAACCACAACAGUUGCGACAGGAUGUUCUCACUUGGCUGAAUGAAGAAAAGGUGAUUCAAAGACUUGUGGACAUGGUGCAACCUUCUCAAGAUGAGGAUAGACACUCCAAUGCCUCCCAGUCGCUGUGUGAGAUCAUCAGACUGAGCAGAGACCAGAUGUUCCAGGUCCAAGGCUGCUCUGAACCCGAUCCUCUUCUGGCCACACUUGAAAAGCAGGAGACAGUCGAGCAGCUGCUGUCGAAUAUCUUCGACAAGGAGAAGAACGACUCUGCAAUCGUCAGCGUUAUCCAGAUCCUUCUUACACUAUUUGAGACGAGGAGACCGGCGUUUGAAGGUCAUAUGGAAUGCCCCCCUGGGAUGUCCAACCCUUUGUUCUCUGUAAACCACAGCAUCUUGGAAGCAGUGAGACCUCGACUUAAAGACUUCCACCAGCUGCUACUGGAGCCCCCAAAGAAGAAUGUGAUGAAGACCACAUGGGGGGUUCUGGAUCCUCCUGUGGGCAACACCAGGCUAAAUGUGGUUAGACUGGUGGCCAGUCUGUUGCAGAGCAACACACACAGUAUAAACACAGAACUUAUUAACCUCAACACACUAGGAGUCAUACUAGAUAUGUAUUUUAAAUACAUCUGGAACAACUUUCUUCACAUACAAGUUGAGAUUUGCACUGCCAUGAUUCUGGCUCUGCCUCCUGCCCCCACCGACAUCCAGCAAGACACUGAAAAGGAAAAUGAAAGAGAGAGCAUCCUCAUCAAACACCUCUUUCAAAAGUGCCAGUUUAUUAAGAGAAUCGUUGAUGCCUGGAGCUCCAAUGAAAAAGAACAGUCGGAAGGCGGACGGCGACGGGGCUACAUGGGUCACCUCACAAGAAUAGCAAACUCAAUAGUACAUAAUUGUGACAAAGGUCCAAACGGAUCCCAGAUACAACAGCAUAUCUCUGAGCUCCCAGCAGCAGAAAGAGAGGGAUGGGAGGCCUUUAUUUCAGGGCAGCUGGCUGACACAAACAAGAGAAACACUGUUGACCUGGUGAACACGCAUCACAUCCAUUCUUCGAGCGACGACGAGGUAGAUUUUAAAGACAACAGCUUCCAUCAGGACUCUUCUCUACAACAAGCCUUUUCUGAUUAUCAGAUGCAACAAAUGACGUCCAAUUUUAUUGAGCAGUUCGGCUUCAAUGAUGAAGAGUUUGCUGAUCAGGACGAUGUUGUGGAUAUUCCCUUUGAUAGAAUAUCAGACAUCAAUUUUUCACUGAAUACAAAUGAAAGUGCCAAUAUAGCUCUGUUUGAGGCUCGGUGUAAGGAAAAAAUCCAGCAGUUUGAAGAUCCUGGUUCAGACGAGGAGGAUAUUUGGGAGGAAAAAGAUGUCACUUUUGCACCAGAGGCACAGAGGCGCUCCAGGAGUUCUGGGAGCACAGACAGUGAAGAAAGCACAGACUCCGAAGAGGAAGAUGUCAAAAGAGACGCCUUUGAAGCGUCCAACAGCGGUACUGAUGAUAGGAUGGAAGUUGAUGCAGGGCCUGUGUGGACGGCUACGUUUGACGACAUCCCCAUGGACACUGGCACCUCGACCGCCGUGGCCUCCAGCCCCAAUGACGCCGCCACCCCCUCUCCUCUGUCCCCGUCUGCCACCUCCACCGAAGCGCUACCAGAUGCUGCUUGGAGCUCCACUCCUCCGACAACAUCCAACUCUGAAACCGGCUGGGCGGACUUCUCGAACUUCACCCCCGUCAGUCCCAAAGAUCCACUGAGAUGCAACUCUCCUGUCGCCAUGGAGACCAACAUAGAAUCAAGUGAUCCUUUGGGUGUCAAUGCACCAAUGCAGUCAGAAGAUUGCGACGGUUGGCUGGACACCGAAGCGGUUUCUCCCUCAUCCAACUGCGCCAGCGACUGUCACAGGCCUAAAGCAGAGGAGGAGAGCACGUGCCACGAGCAGCGCAGCAUCACAGAGACGGUCAUUAACGGCUCCAUGAAAGAAACCGUCAGCCUGACAGUGGACGCCAAGACUGAAACGGCCGUCUUUAAGAGAGUGUUGAAAUCAUAUCGCGAUGAAGAGAAAAGUGCAUGUUCGGAGCUACAGGCCGACGGCAGCUGCACCAAAGCAGGUCCUGACAAGUGCGAGUCACCGGUGGAGCUCCCCAACGGUCCUCACGAAAAAGCUCUCGAAGACGCCAAGUCGGACCAGACGGCUGCACCUUCAGAACCGGUGGUGAACGGGCCGGCAUGAGGGCGCCAGUGCCCUCCCGCCCCACCUCGGCCAAUCCAGUCUGCCAGGCAGCGGCCUCCUCCUGACCAAACAGCAGGGGUCACCGCUCCGAGCUGAACCAAUCACACCCCUCCACAGAGACCAGCAGCGUUCCUAUUGGCUCCUCACUGACGGACACGUGUACAGGAAUACUCCGGAGAACUGAGAGGACGAAGCCCAGAUUUUUGCUUUCUGCAUUUGUUUAUAUUCUAUUGUUCCUAUGCGGUGAUCUGAUAUCUUACGAGUCAUGUCGCUAUAGUUAAAGAAAUGAUUGUAUGAAUUAAAUAUUUUAUAUAAAGACAAACGCAUCACCAGGACGUCUGGAAGGAUGUCUGCUCCGUCCCGUCUCGUGCAGCGGAGAAAUCGCCCCCGAAUCACCCGACCAGUCGCGGUUCUGAGUUCUGUUCGUGCCAAAGUGUUUCCACUCUCUGCCGAAUACCAGUCCUUGUUGCCGUGACGAUGCAGAAUGGUUUUUAUUUUUUUUUUCUUUCAUAUCUUCUCUGACUUUGAGGAGUUUAUGUUCUGAACGUCCUGCACAGGGACAGAAUUCAGUCAUUUCAUUUUCACAGUUCUUGAAAAGAGGUUUUAGCGGAUUAAAUGACAAAAUUCUGGUUCUUUCAUUGAGUAAAAGACGACUGAGUUACGAGGUCUUGGCUGAGUUUAAGAUGAGUCGCCGCAUCGGUGGGAUGUAACAGAUUCAAGCUGAAAAUGAAGAACCCAGGCUCAAAGUAGAAGUGACCUUCAAUGUAGUUGGUUUGAACAACUUUAAUUCCAGUGUGGAACAGACAUUCUAGUAAAAAUAGAUUCACUUAAUCCUCGGCUGUGACUGACUCAGAAGUGAGAGGAACCAGUGUGCGACAUCUAAAAACACCAACUUAAAAUCAUAAAUAAAUUGCAGAUAAAUACAUUCAUAGCUUCCUAAUAGUUCAUCACCCGCCGAUGAUGGAACACUGUGCGACCUGACCGUUUCCAGAGCUCAUGUUCCAGGAACCACAGCAUCUUUGAUUUGUAUUAGAGUCCGGAGCGCUGAGGAGA